AUGAACGACGAAACUCAAUUUACUGACAGAGCAUUAAGUAUUCUAACGCUAGCGCAAAAAUUAGCACAAGAUCAUCAACAUGCUCAACUACAGCCAAUUCAUCUUCUGGCAGCAUUUGUUGAUACACCAGAAGAUGGAUCGGUUCCAUUUUUACAAAAUUUAGUGGAAAAAGCUCGCUAUGAUUAUAGUACGUUUAACAGAACUGUUAAUAGACAUUUGGUUAGAGUCCCAUCACAACAUCCUGCUCCUCAACAAAUUUCACCAUCAUAUGCACUGGCGCAGGUGCUCCAAGAUGCUGCUAAGAUUCAAAAACAACAGAAGGAUUCAUUCAUUGCUCAGGACCAUCUUUUAUUUGCACUGUUCAAUGACUCUUCAAUACAGCAAGUGUUUAAGGAAGCAGGAGUUGAUGUGGAAGCAAUAAAACAACAGGCAUUAGAAAUGAGAGGUAAUCAACGCAUAGAUUCUCGUGGAUCAGAUACCAAUACCCCAUUAGAGUAUCUAUCCAAGUAUGCUUUGGAUAUGACAGAACAAGCUCGUAAGGGUAAACUCGACCCUGUUAUCGGUAGGGAAGAAGAAAUUAGAAGCACUAUUCGUGUGCUUGCUAGAAGAAUCAAAUCCAAUCCAUGUUUGAUUGGUGAACCUGGUAUCGGUAAGACUGCUAUUAUUGAAGGUGUAGCUCAAAGAAUCAUCGAUGAUGAUGUUCCAACGAUUUUGCAAGGUUCUAGGCUUUUCAGUUUAGAUUUAGCUGCAUUGACUGCUGGUGCCAAAUACAAGGGUGACUAUGAGGAAAGAUUGAAAGGUGUUCUAAAAGAGGUGGAAGAAUCUAAGACUUUAAUUGUCUUAUUUAUCGAUGAAAUUCACAUGGUUAUGGGUAAUGGUAAAGAUGAUGCUGCUAACAUUUUGAAGCCUGCACUUUCAAGAGGUCAACUUAAAGUGAUUGGUGCUACAACGAAUAAUGAGUACAGAGCCAUCGUGGAGAAAGACGGUGCCUUUGAAAGAAGAUUCCAAACCAUUGAAGUUUUAGAACCAACCAUUAGACAAACGGUUGCCAUCCUUAGAGGUUUACAACCUAAAUACGAGAUUCAUCACGGUGUGAGAAUCUUGGAUAGUGCUCUCGUUACGGCUUCACAACUGGCUAAAAGAUACCUACCUUAUAGGAGAUUGCCUGAUUCUGCACUAGAUUUGGUAGAUAUCUCUUGUGCUGGUGUUGCAGUUGCUAGAGAUUCUAAACCAGAAGAAUUGGAUUCCAAGGAACGUGAAUUACAAUUGCUACAAGUUGAAAUCAAGGCAUUAGAAAGAGAUAUAGAUUCUGAUUCCACUACGAAGGAAAGGUUACAACAGGCAAGACAAAAGGAAGCUUCUGUUCAAGAAGAAUUGGAGCCUUUGAGGAAGAGGUACGAAGAAGAGAGACAUGGUCAUGAAGAGUUGACUCAAGCUAAGAAGAAGCUUGAUGAACUGGAGAACAAGGCAUUGGAUGCAGAACGUCGGUACGAUAAUGCUACUGCUGCAGAUCUAAGGUAUUUUGCCAUCCCUGAUAUCAGAAAACGUAUUGAACAAUUGGAACAAGAAGUGGCCGAAGAAGAAAGACGUGCUGGUAACACUUCCAUGAUUCAAAACGUGGUGGAUUCUGAUACAAUUGCGGAAACUGCAGCCAGAUUGACGGGUAUUCCUGUUAAGAAAUUAACUGAAUCUGAAAAUGAUAAAUUAAUUCACAUGGAGCGUGAGUUAUCAUCAGAAGUUGUAGGUCAAAUGGAAGCCAUUAAAUCUGUUUCUAAUGCUGUUCGGUUGGCAAGAUCUGGCUUGGGAAAUCCAAGGCAACCAGCUUCCUUCUUAUUCUUAGGUCUAUCUGGUUCUGGUAAAACUGAAUUAGCAAAGAAAGUUGCAGGUUUCCUUUUCAAUGAUGAAGAUAUGAUGAUCAGGGUUGACUGUUCUGAAUUAAGUGAAAAGCAUUCAGUUAGUAAAUUACUAGGUACAACAGCAGGUUACAUCGGUUAUGAAGAGGGUGGUUUCUUAACCAAUUUGGUGCAACGUAAACCUUACUCGGUGUUAUUGUUUGAUGAAGUGGAAAAGGCACAUCCUGAUGUUUUGACGGUUUUGUUACAGAUGUUAGAUGAUGGUAGAGUUACGGCUGGUAAUGGUAAAACUAUUGAUUGUUCCAACUGUAUUGUGAUUAUGACCUCUAAUUUGGGUGCAGAAAUUAUCAAUGCUCAACCGGGUUCGCGUAUUCAAGACGCUACAAAGGGUCAAGUCAUGAGCAUUGUGGGCACCCAUUUUAGGCCUGAGUUUCUCAACAGAAUUUCAAGCGUUGUCAUCUUCAACAAGCUUUCUAGGAAGGCUAUUCACAAGAUAGUCGAUAUCCGUCUCGAAGAAAUUCAAAAAAGGUUUGAAGAGAAUGACAAGAAUUACAAACUAGAAGUGUCCCAAGAAGCUAAAGAUUUCUUGGCUCGGUACGGUUACUCAAGCGAUCUUGGUGCUCGUCCAUUGAAUAGGUUAAUCCAAAACGAAAUUCUUAACAAGUUAGCUCUAAGAAUUUUAAAAGGUGAAAUUCAAGACAAGGAGACUGUUAGAGUCGUUUUCAGAAAGGGAACUGCUCGCGGGACUGGUCGUUAUGAAGACGAAGAAGAAGGUCUAGAGGUUCUACCAAAUAGAGAAGCCGCAAACAAGAGCAACCCAGAAACCGUGGAAAUGGAUGUAGACGAAGAAGAUCAGGAUUAUCAAGAUGAUGACCUAGACUGA
Zygosaccharomyces rouxii is the source of this 2736-nucleotide messenger RNA. It is a transcript of the gene HSP104, whose product is annotated as chaperone ATPase HSP104. Gene Ontology annotation, molecular function: ATP hydrolysis activity; transcription factor binding; ATP binding. The coding region runs from base 1 to 2736 and encodes 911 amino acids. Gene Ontology annotation, biological process: cellular response to heat; regulation of DNA-templated transcription. Gene Ontology annotation, cellular component: cytosol; cytoplasm. The record is from RefSeq and is a predicted model, not a curated record. Lineage: Eukaryota; Fungi; Ascomycota; Saccharomycetes; Saccharomycetales; Saccharomycetaceae. The transcript has a single exon.